CGCUGACUGGCCUCUGAGUGCCUUCUGAGUUCAGAUCGAAUUUCGAUAUAUUCCAUGGCGCCAGUUGUCUUGGGAGCCAAUCCAAAUCAUUCCCCUCGCGCUGGAUCUAAGGUGGUAAUAAUCCGUGGUCAGAAUUUUGGAACCACAGACUCCUUUCCAAUCGCCAAAAUCGGUGGCAUUCCUUGUCAGAUUACCAGGUGGAUUUCAGAUGAUGUCAUUCGUUGCGUAGUGCCACCUGGACAAGGAGUGCAUCUGACCGUCCAAGUAACGCGGGGACAGGACCAGCCCAAAGAAGGAUUGUUUCAACCCUCGUACAUGUUCACUGAGGAUACAUUGUGGAUCCCUUGCUACACCCUUCCUGGCAACUUUGAGCAAGUCAAUAUGGAAUACUCUGUCACACAAUCCCUUGCCCCUGAGACAAUCCAAUGCUUCAUUACAGGCCGCGUUAAUCAUUCUCCGAGUGUUCAUAACUCCCGGAAAAGGGAUAUUCUUAGCGUUGCAGACAAAGGGGUGGAUGUUGUUCAACUCACUGAUCUUGACCGCUACAUGCUCGUCAAUCCUAGGCAAGUCAAAGUCAGCGCAACAGCACUCAAGGUUGCUGUCUUGCGCAAAUAACUUUUUGUUAUGCAGGAGAUCUCCCACCGAUUUAGCCUUGAGCCAAACGGUCUUCGUUCUCCUUGCAUACAGAUCA
Molecule: messenger RNA, 691 nt
Organism: Chara braunii
Lineage: Eukaryota; Viridiplantae; Streptophyta; Charophyceae; Charales; Characeae
Source: the annotation of a GenBank genome assembly